GAUUUUAUUUCUUUACCUUUACAACAAAUUCUACCAUAUCCACCCCAGCCUUUGUCUCUCGAGUUUUCGAGUAACAUCCAUCUUUCAUCAUGCCUUCAAACAAUCGUCCUUCUCGCAAUCGCAAGAUGCCUGAGAGAUUUAACUCUCCAUCCGUUCAAAUCGAAACCUCCACCCACAGCCAGACUGUUGCCACUGUACCUAGCACACCUCCACCAAGCACUCCUAAUCAUGCUUCUUCCAGUUCUCCAUCUUCUGCCGCAUCAACUCCAACUCCUCUCAUCAGAAGCGGAGGUAUUCAGUGGAGAAAGAACCUUAGAGCUACUUUGCCUGCAGCAACCGAAGUGCAACAUUUAUCAGCACAACAUAGGCAAGAGUCUGAAGCCUCGGUCGUAGAAGCUCAGGCCAAUUCCAUUCCGGAACCCAGGCGUGAGGUUGGAGAAAUUUCGGUUCACAAGCCUGAAGAUGAAUACGACGUUGAUUCGCCUUACUUUGGACUGGAACAUACUCCAGAGUGGGAUGAUUUGGGAAUUGAUAUCGAUGAUCAAAGCCAAGGAAGAUGGUAUCCACCUGGAUUGAUGGCACCUCCUGCUUACAACUCUCUUUCCCCCGCUGCAAGAAUCAUGCUAUUUCACGAAGUCACUAAGAAGAUGCCGUUCAAGAAUCUAGUCGCGUAUCUUAAUGUCACCGAUGAUCAAUUGGAUAACUUCGUUGAACUACACAAUUCAGAAAUUAUGCGAUACAUAAAAGAGGAAGAGCUUGAACGCUCUGUUGAGGCACGAAUGAGCGAAAUCCGCAGACGUGAGAACCGAUUGGUCACAUCUGAAGAAUUUGACUUGAUGUUGUACGAAGAGGUCGACUCGAAGCUUCCACCAACAGUCCUUGAUUCUCCCAUUUCACUUUUGGAAAUUGGCAAGGCUAUCGCUUUUCUUCAGACCUGCUAUGGCUCACAAAUACCUGGAAACCACUUAAACAAUGGCUUGCGUUUAAACAAUGUCGUUCUCUCAUUAUCUGAGUUCAACGAGAUCAUCGAGGAAAUGGGAAAAUACCAUUGGCUUGGUGAGAGCCAUUACUAUGAUUUCAAUCAUGAUUUGGGCUUGGCAGAAUAUAUUGAUGAGAUCAAUCGUGUUAACAGUGUCCAAGAAAGCGUUUCUUCUGCCCAAGAGGCUGAGAAACCAGCUAAGCAACCCAUUGGUCGCCCAAAGAAGCGAGGAAAGCAGUUCGGCAACAAACCACUUCGCAACAAAGCAGAACUCUUGAAGAUGGUUCUGUCUUCUAAGGUACAGCAAAUGGAUAGCGGUGAGGACGAGGCUGCAAAAAAUGCUGAGGGUGGAGCUGUAGACAAGGGAAAGAGAAAAAUGCUUUGAAUGUUUCAAAUUCGUUCGCACAUUGGGAUUGGGUUUUCGCGGGGAAUCAACAUUUUGUUACAUAGCA
This is a messenger RNA of Botrytis cinerea B05.10, 1431 nucleotides long. RefSeq lists its product as hypothetical. Bases 90 to 1364 code for a protein of 424 amino acids. The record is from RefSeq and is a predicted model, not a curated record. NCBI's taxonomy places the organism in Eukaryota, Fungi, Ascomycota, Leotiomycetes, Helotiales, Sclerotiniaceae. The transcript is spliced from 2 exons.